AUGAACGAUGACGGUUUGUGUGAGAGUUGCUCCAGGAUUAAUCCAGCGCAGGCAAACCUGCAAAAGUUGAUGCCAAAUGGCCGGACAGCUCAUCAGUCACGGGGUGCCAGCUGGGCUGCUUUGUGGCAACAUCUCUCAAAAGUUGAGAUCUGGAAGCUGGACAUGGUGGCGGACUUCUGGGCGCACAGAUCACCCAGAGUGGUGGCAUCCAACCCCCUACGUUCUUCAUCCCACGACCAACCUACUGGGUUAGCCCUUUCUGCGCUCCCUGACACAAAGGCGAAACCAGUAGCUGAGCUGGCUGGCGGGUUGAUUUUGCCUUGUUUCCCAAAUUUCGAGGAGCUCCUCGUCGUCAGCGGAAGCCUGCUGGACCGAUGGCGCAUCGACUUCGAGAAUGUACAACACUUGUUGAUGUUCUGCACCAAGCACCACGCAGCCACUUGCGACCAGAGUAAUGCUCCUGUGAGGCACGCGCUUAUUCAAAGCAUGAAUCAUAUCUACGAAGGAGCUGAGAUUACUAUUAUCGAUGCUGCGGGAUCAAAUCCGGACUUUGGCCUCCCCGGCGUCUCCGCUCCGAGACUCGCCCAAACCUCAGUCAAGAUACGUCGCAGUCGUUUCGUCGCUGUUCCUAAUUCCAUGUGCUUCUUGAAGAUCUGCAUGUACCAAAUUUAA
Pseudomassariella vexata is the source of this 672-nucleotide messenger RNA. RefSeq lists its product as uncharacterized. The transcript has 2 exons. Bases 1 to 672 code for a protein of 223 amino acids. The record is from RefSeq and is a predicted model, not a curated record. NCBI's taxonomy places the organism in Eukaryota, Fungi, Ascomycota, Sordariomycetes, Amphisphaeriales, Pseudomassariaceae.